AUCCGUAUACAUUUAUUAGUUUCGGUUUCGAUUUGAAGUUUGCUUCCCAGCUAAACAUUAUUGAACAUAUUUUCAAGAAGUUAACUAGUACCCUCGGUACAGUUUGCUACCACGAGUUACCGCCUUUUGAAAAAAAAAUAUAUUUUUAGGAAAUGUUUUGACUGUAAACAGAUAUUGUUAUUAAUUGUUAUUCAGUUUGAAAUCCACAGUUAUGCCUAAAACGAGCCAAAGCAAGCCAGCAGGUGCUGUGUGUGACUGUUGAAGACGCACGCCGGCGCACGCAACGCAGGUUGAAAAUUUCGAACUUGUGGAGUGCACUUCGCAAACUUUACGUGGUGUUAACCGCGAAGGAAGCUGAACACAACUUGGAUCCCUGGUGUGCCCGCCGAAGCUGUUCUUCCCCUGUGCGGACUAGCCGACGGCGCAAGCAGUGCUCGCAGUGGGGUUGGCCAAGAUGAAGAACGAAGACGACAAGUUUCACUCGGGCUCAGACAGAUCUGACCGAUCGCGCUCGUCCAGCCACUCCAAAAAGUUCCGGAUGAACGAGGGCGACUGGCUGUGCGCCGAUUCCCAGUGCGGAAAUGUGAACUUUGCUCGAAGAAGCAGCUGCAACCGUUGUGGAAAGGAAAAAGCGGAACUCCUGUCCAAGCGCAAGCUGGGCCACGAGAUUGGCAAGGCUGCCGCCGAAAAGAGCCGGGGCCUCUUCAGUGCCGACGACUGGCAGUGCGGCAGGUGCGGGAACGUGAACUGGGCCCGGCGGCAGUCAUGCAACAUGUGCAACGCCCCAAAGUUCGGAGAAGUGGAAGAGCGCACGGGUCUCGGCGGUGGCUACAACGAACGCGAAGACGUGGAAUACGUGGAGAGGGAGGAGUCUGACGGAGAGUACGACGACUUUGGCAGAAGAAGGAAGAAAGCCCGAAGGGAGGUGGCGCCACAGUCUGCGGCCAAACCCAGCAGCCAGCCCCCCGCCAAGGAAGAAGAGGCGGGAGAGGAGGAUGAGGAGGAGGAGGAGGGGGACGACGGUGACCUGUCCAAGUACGACCUGAGCGGCUGGGGGGAGGAAGAGGAGGGCGACUCCAAGGGCUCCUCCGGGGGCAGCUCCUCGUCCAGCUCCUCCUCCAGGCGCUCCUCACGCUCCUCGUCCGACGACAGGUCUUCCUCCCGCUCCAGGUCGGCGUCGAGGGACUCGUCGUCGAGGCAGUCUGGCAGUGGGCCGGCGCCGGAAGCGAGGGCGGACCGAUCGCGGCCCAGGGAAAGGGACCGAGGCGGCCAAUCGCAGCCCCGCAAGAACUGAAGCCCCGCCCACCCCAAAGCUCCGCCUACCCCUGCCUGUUCUGCGGAUAACGCCGCCGCUUUUGGGGGCUCCUGGGGCCAGUCUUCCCCCGCAGGUUGGCCACACGAUGGCGCCGGCAAGACGCACUCAGAAUAAAGGGGAGUCUGACUGCGUCUCUUCACUCGGCAGCAGUUUGUGCGAGCGCAGUUUCUUCAGUGGCCGUCAGAUUGUGGAGAAGCUGGGGGGACACUGCAGAGAACAUACUAGUUAACUAAAUCAUUAACUAAAGUUCACUAGUCAAGUUUUUAAUUAAUGAAGAAAACAUGUGGUUCCAAUGAGGAACCUACUGAUCAUUGUCGGAAACCACUAGAUCAACUCAUUUUAGAAAGAUAUAAGACAGGUGCAGCAUUUUACGGCGUUCUGAAAAAACACUUGAUUUGGGCACGUUUCUAGGUUUCGGCUUUCUAUCGGAGUGCAUCUUUGUACCUGCGUCAGUGUGUCAUCCUUCCUUCCAUCCUACGAGGGAGGCGAGGGGGUGGCUUAUCACCUCGGAGCAAACUUUCUUAUCGGAGCAAAGAUGCGCUCGAAUAGGAAACUGAAAUCUAGAAAAGGGUCCAAAUUGAGCGUUUUCUUGGAACACCGUAAAAUGCUGCACCUGCCUUAUAUCUUUCUAAAAAUUAGUUUAUAUGUUUUUUUUUUUUAUGAUGCUCAAAAAGUUUUUCAUUUGAGCCAUGUUUUUAUUUUCACUAAUUAAAAAGAUAAUUGGUAAAUUUUAGGUCAUUCUUUAGAUAAUUAGUAUGUUUUUCGCAAUGUCUGUCGUCUGCCGUGGCUGGUAAUCUGUGUCCGGAAAACAUUUUUUUUUUUUAUCAAUUACCAUAUUUUUUAGCUAUCUUUGAAUCUUCGUUGGGUAUGCACUGAAGUAAUGACACUUUCAAAUUGUUUACAAUCUGAAAUGCGUACUAUACAUUCGGUAGGGUCGUCCCAUUAUUGGAUAGCCAGAAUUAAGCUCAAUUGAAAAUUGUUUUGUGUGAUUUAAAGGCAACCUAUUUUUCUGUUUGGGAUUCUGACUGGCAAAAUUAGAAUGAAACAGAAGUGAAAGCUGACCUUUAAGAUGGGGAUUAUAACAGUACUGAUUAAGAAAAGGUCGCUGGUAAACCUCACUUAAGUCAGAUUUUUCAGCGACAGUGUACUUUGUUGAAUGUGUUUUCAAAAUUACUUUAGUGUCCCUCUAGGUGUGCUUCUUUUCUAUUGUUUGGUUCUGUCAGUCCAAGUACUAUUCCUCUAUUUUGACUUUCAGUGUAGUCGCAAGGGCUAAGCCUUUGCCGUUCUCGAGCAUUGUGUUUUUGUAGUUGGGAUAAAAGUUGAAUUGACCAAUAUGUGAUUCGAAGAAUGUGUGGCCUAAUCAAACUAUAUUUGCAUUUUUAAUUUUAUGUUCUCGGUUCAGCACUUUGAGAUACCCUACAAAAUGUCUGCCUGACGAACUUGAUAAAAAAAAAAAAUGUCUGCCCUGCUCAUAAUAAAAGUAUACUCUUGCCAAUGCAGCUUAAAGGGCGCGAGGGGUACAGUAUUGCACUUGUAAAGCCGUUCAUCACUUUGGCUAUUCAAUAAAAAGAUGCCUUGCAGUGGUGACACAUCUGACACCACAAAUGUAGCAACAGCUCGGAGUUGAGGAAGAGGGAGAAUGGCAGCAUAAAGAGACUUUCUUCCCUAUGCACCUGCUGCAUGUAAAAACUGCUGCACUUGUCUGGCGCGAGAAUUAGACCUUUUGGCUGCUGCAUUUGUUCUACAGUUGUUGCCAUGUUCCAGGGUUUGUCACAAACUGCUGUUUUACAAAAGGGCUGCUAAAGGCAGAGCCUUGAAACAUAAUAAAAGCUGUCUGGAUCAUGA
Messenger RNA from Ixodes scapularis (black-legged tick), 3160 nucleotides. RefSeq names its product zinc finger Ran-binding domain-containing protein 2. The transcript is spliced from 9 exons. The record is from RefSeq and is a predicted model, not a curated record. NCBI's taxonomy places the organism in Eukaryota, Metazoa, Arthropoda, Arachnida, Ixodida, Ixodidae. Bases 455 to 1294 code for a protein of 279 amino acids. Gene Ontology annotation, biological process: RNA processing. Gene Ontology annotation, molecular function: lipopolysaccharide binding; RNA binding.